Cladophialophora immunda is the source of this 2130-nucleotide messenger RNA. RefSeq lists its product as uncharacterized. Gene Ontology annotation, cellular component: nucleus. Gene Ontology annotation, molecular function: DNA binding; zinc ion binding; DNA-binding transcription factor activity, RNA polymerase II-specific. The record is from RefSeq and is a predicted model, not a curated record. Gene Ontology annotation, biological process: regulation of DNA-templated transcription; DNA-templated transcription. The transcript has 7 exons. Lineage: Eukaryota; Fungi; Ascomycota; Eurotiomycetes; Chaetothyriales; Herpotrichiellaceae. The coding region runs from base 1 to 2130 and encodes 709 amino acids.
AUGACUGAGCUUGCAAGGACAGCCUGCUGCCGUUGUCGAGAACAAAAGUUGCGAUGCUCUCGAGAACUACCCACAUGUGCCCGAUGUCUCAGGCUCAGCGCCGUCUGCGAAUUUCCUGCGCCUCCAGACCGCAAAGUUCUCGCCGCCUUCCGCGCGCAACCCAAGAAGCGCAAGCUGGAGCACAACGCCAGUGACCGCUCUCCGAGAAACAAUCCCUCAGCCGUCCCCAAACCCAGCUUCUCCAGCCCGGCGUCCCAGCCAGCGAACCACAAUUCCGCUCCUUCUGCAGAACUGCGCUCUGACUCCCUUCUUCCUCUCUCCAGGUCACAGGAGAAGUUCUUGCAAGACGUCUACUUCACCUGCAUGUUCAACUCGACCCUGGUAUUCCAUAAGCCGACGUUUUCGCGGGCUUGGGAGGAAGGACGGCUAGCACGACAUGUCCUCCUCGCAGUCUAUGCAACGGCUACAAUCUUCUUGCCGUUCGACUCACCUCUUGCACGACAGAAUGCAUCUCUUCUCCAGUCACUAGGUGACCUGAGAGCCCUUGGAAGACAAUGGGCUAUACGUGCUGGCAAAGAAGUUCUCCAGGACAUUGAUCAGCCCACUUUCGAGAGCGUCCAAACCUGUGAGAUGCUCACAUUGUAUUGGUUCUCGGCUGGUGAAUCCCAGAGGAAUACCAUGUUCUCUGGCAUUGCAUACAAAGCAGCUUGCACGCUGGGCUUGGACUCAUCAGAGCCAUCGACCGCAACUGAGGACAGCCCCGCAUCUGGAAUAAGUCCAACUUGGCUUGAGGCAGAGGCAGUGCGACGUUGCUUCUGGGCCGUCUGGUUUACGCAGUGCAUCAAUUCUGAUCACUCCGUUGUUGGCACCACCUACAACGAUCGGGUCAUGAACUUGUCUCUUCCAAUAGCCGAGAGCUCCUUUAACGAAGGUGUCCAGCAGCCUCUAGAAAACCUUUCCAGCAUUCUACAACAACACGCAACAUUUGCGACCCAGAAAGAUGCUGCUCCUAGCAUUAUGGCUGAACUCAUGACUUUAAUCUUUUAUUGGGUCAGGAUUCGCAAUCUUGUCCGAGUCACGGAUCGCAUCUCUGGCAGAGACUGGCUGGCAGAGCUUUUUGAGCUGGAAGGCCGGCUGUCCACAUGGUAUUCGCAACUUCCCGAUUCUUUGAAAUAUUCCAAACGAAAUUUGUAUGAACAAUUAGUGGUCCUUCAGCAGCCCGUGUACACCUUUGUGCAUGCGCUGUACCACCAGUGUCGUCUUGUCCUUCAUUCAUCCUUGGUCCCCAAAUUCAGUGGAAUUCGUCUCGACAGGGCAAUUCCGUCAGAGGCAACAGCCCUCAGUGCUCGAAUUGCCUUGAAGAGCGCUCAGCGCAUCUCCGAGCUGGGUGCAGAUAUCCUAGCUCUUGAUUGGGACCCUGCCCAAAUAGCAUCAUUCGUCGGAUAUUGUAUGUAUGUCUCCGCGUCGAUCCACAUCGCCUUUCUCUGCUCCAGAGAUGCGACCCUCGCAGUCCCCGCCAGAGCCAAUUUGAUGGCCAGCCUGAAGCUGCUCAAGUCGAUGAAGAUGUAUUGGACGAAUUUGCAGAGACUGUGGGUCCGAAUCAAUAUGCUCUACGGAGCCCAGAUGUCGAGACGGUUGGCUUCGGCAAGAGAAGGGAUGGCGGGUUCCACGGAGCCGCAAGCGAACUUCAGCGAACUUGAUGAAGUCGCCGGUGAACCACGAGACGUCGGACAAUUGGCCGAGCCACUUGCCGACUCUGUCCUGGAUUAUACCCUGAGGCGGUUGAGACCGGACAGAGCCGUCCUUUCUCCGGCUGCUCAAGCGCUUGAAAGACAGCCAUGUCCAGACGAUUUAUCUCAAUUGAUGGACGAAGACUCAAGCUCAUCACUAAACCCAUCAUCCCAGUCAGCAAGGCCAGAGGGUCCGAUACCUUCGAUGGGGCUGGACCAAUCUAAUUAUCUUGUCUCUACAGCUCCACAGAUGGUCGGAGGUUGGGAUCGCAUGCGGACGCCGACUAUGCAGUCUCUGAACAAUGACGGGCUAGACUGGUGGGAGGUGAGUCUGGACAACAUCCAACAGCCGAUACUGCCGUAUGAAGAGCUCUUCAAUCUGGAUUUCAACUUAUCAUAG